Messenger RNA from Malaya genurostris, 2757 nucleotides. RefSeq names its product thialysine N-epsilon-acetyltransferase. The record is from RefSeq and is a predicted model, not a curated record. Gene Ontology annotation, molecular function: N-acetyltransferase activity. Lineage: Eukaryota; Metazoa; Arthropoda; Insecta; Diptera; Culicidae. The coding region runs from base 46 to 630 and encodes 194 amino acids. The transcript has 3 exons.
UGUCCAUAGAAUUGUACAGAAAUCAGUGCAUUCAAUCCUUCAGCCAUGUCAGUUUCAUCAAAUGUAGUGGUUCGAAAAACGACAAAAAAAGAUCUCGGUGAUAUCAUCAACAUGAUACAAGAACUUGCAGACUUUGAAGGUAUGUCGAACGGACCACAGUUAACAGUAGAGAAAUUAGCCCGUGAUGGCGGCUUCGAUGAGGCCUCCCCGUUGCCUGUUCCAAUAUUCCACAGCUUCGUUCUAGAACUUACGGAAUCAGACCGGACCGAGGAUAAUAAAGAAAAAUUUACGUCAUCGGUGUCUAACGAAGAACCUUUGACCCGCACCAGUGUGAUCGGUUAUGCGAUUUACUUCUACUCAUACUCAACGUGGCAGGGUAAAUCGUUGUUCCUCGAGGACCUCUACGUGAAGACGGACUUUCGAAACCUCGGCUACGGGAAGUUACUGUUCCGAACGGUGGCGAGACAUGCCCGGGAAACUGACUGCAUGCGCCUUGAUUUUCACGUUCUCGCCUGGAAUCCGGCCAAGAAAUUCUACCACCGCAUGGGGGCAGAGAAUCUAACGGAAAGUGAACAGUGGGAAUUAUUCCGUCUAUCCCGAAAAGCGAUCGAUAGGAUCGAAGAAAAUUAAUUCAAAACAUUACUGCGUGAUGUUAUAAAUUUGAAAUCAUUACUAUGAAUAAUAAAUUUAUGCUAACAAUAACGUUAACAAUAUGUCUACGGGCACUGCUGUGUUCAUUAGAAACAUAAUUAGGGUCUACACGAACAUGACAUAACCUCAAAAAAUUAGCUUUUUUUGACAGCCGCCGGUGGUUUGUUUACAGUUUAAAAGUUCAUCAGAGGUUCAUCUUUUGAAUUUAAAAAUGCCGUGCAAUUUUUGCCUUGCUCAUAUAGAAAGGUUAUGCAAUCACUUGAAAAACCGACUAGUGAAAAUUGACCCGGAGGGCCAAGUGUCAUAUACCAUUCGACUCAGUUCAUCGAGCUGAGCAAUGUCUGUGUGUGUGUGUGUAUGUAUGUGUGUGUAUGUGUCAAAUAAUCUCACUAGGUUUUCUCGGAGAUGGCUGAACCGAUUUUGACAAACUUAGAUUCAAAUGAAAGGUCCCAUACGGAAUUCCUGAAUUUCAUCCGGAUCCGACUUCCGGUUCCGGAGUUAUAGGGUAAAGUGUGUUCAACAUUGUACACCGUCACUUAAACCGGCGAAACAAAAUACGUAAAAAAAUUUCUAAACUGGUCUCAAAACUACACAAAUCGAUAUUUAUUAUCAGUAGGCAACUAAACAAAUCGAUUCCGGCUAUCCUGGUUCCCGGUAUCCGGUUCCGGAAGUACCGGAAAUAGUAGUCAUAAACACCAAAAUAGAUCUCACUCACUUUUCUCAGCGAUGGUUUGACCGAUUUGCACAAACUUAGAUUCAAAUGAAAGGUCUUCCGAUCCCAUACGGAAUUCCUGAAUUUCAUCCGGAUCCGACUUCCGGUUCCGGAGUUAUAGGGUAAAGUGUGUUCAACAUUGUACACCGUCACUUAAACAGGCGAAACAAAAUACGUAAAAAAUUUUCUAAACUGGUCUCAAAACUACACAAAUCGAUAGUCAUUAUCAGUAGGCAACGAAACAAACCGAUUCCGGCUAUCCUGGUUCCAGGUAUCCGGUUCCGGAAGUACCGGAAAUAGUGGUCAUAUAUACCAAAAUAGAUCUCACUCACUUUUCUCAGCGAUGGUUUGACCGAUUGCCACAGACUUAGAUUCAAAUGAAAGGUCUUCUGGUCCCAUACGGAAUUCCUGAAUUUCAUCCGGAUCCGACUUCCGGUUCCGGAGUUAUAGGGUAAAGUGUGUUCAACAUUGUACACCGUCACUUAAAAUAUUUUCGGAUGCAACAAACAUUUAAAUCGUAAUUUAGAGUGCGUACUAGUAGAGUUUGUAUGUCAUGUUAGUUGGUGGCCGUACAAACCGACUUUGAUUAUACCGGUUCUCGGGUUCCGGUGCCGGAAGUGCAUAUAAUAGUGAACCCACUUCGUUUUCUUAAGGAUGCACUGUUUUAUUCUGUAUGUUUUGCACAAACAAUCUCUUGGUUUCUUUCAAAAAUCGAAGAGAAAAAUUUUGAAUAGAAUACCACAAUAUUAUAUGUACAUGAGAAAGGCAUCAUUACACCACUAGGUGGAUUAAAACAGGUUUUUCACUACUUUUCACUGUGGAACACAUUUUUCAAUUCAUAAUUUGCAGUCGCAAAACAAAACAAACCACCGGCAGCUGUCAAAGAUGAACUUGAUUCAUCGGCAGUUGAUUUGUGUCGUCAUCGUGUAAAACCUAAUUAAAGUAAAUAAUAAAUAAUAAAAGAAAAGGAAAAACUAAUCUGCCUUAUAUACAGAGUGAUCUGAAAGCUAAGAAACAAAACCUAACGUUUUUUUCUGCAUUUUAUACCAAAGAUGAAAAAUCCUUCGCCACUUUACGCAGAACUAGAAGAAGUAUUUUAAUUAGAAGUUUUGAUAAGUUAAUAUGUUCAAUUUUUUCUCAAAAUGGCUAAUACCUUCUCGAUUCAAUAAAAUAUGGAAAAAUUAAGUGAGUGUUCAGCAGUCUUGUUGAAAGGGCGAAGUAAUUGAUGAAAUUUUUUAUUUGAAUAUUUCUUCUUGCAUUUUGAGCUUCAAAAAAUGCAGCUUCUCCUCUAUGGAAAAUUAGGAUAAAUUUGUUUCUGAGGUUUCAGGACAACACUGUAUAUGAUUGCGAAUUAAUUUAAUGUAAUUUAUUAUUCAUUUAGGAAAAAGCAUAAA